Molecule: messenger RNA, 270 nt
Organism: Cooperia oncophora
Lineage: Eukaryota; Metazoa; Nematoda; Chromadorea; Rhabditida; Trichostrongylidae
Source: the annotation of a GenBank genome assembly
AUGAACACGAUAAUAGAUCUCCAGCAUCGUCGCAUCAAGGACGUUCAGGAAAUGGCAGCACCGGGUCUCGCUCGUCACACAGGUCUUAUAGCACAGAAAAAUCAAAAGAGACCAAAUCUUCAACAUCAUCUACAUCAUCGCGUGAUAAUCUGUUCGCACGAGUCGAAGAGCGUCGCAUACGGGUAUAUUCGCGUUCACGGUCCGGAAAUCGCUCACGAUCACGUAGCAGUUCGCGAACGCCGAUACGCAGCUCGCGAUAUCGUGAUGUGA